Messenger RNA from Trichomonas vaginalis G3, 2634 nucleotides. RefSeq names its product SCA1 complex scaffold protein SCAA family. The transcript has a single exon. Gene Ontology annotation, biological process: positive regulation of Ras protein signal transduction; positive regulation of TORC2 signaling. The coding region runs from base 1 to 2634 and encodes 877 amino acids. The record is from RefSeq and is a predicted model, not a curated record. NCBI's taxonomy places the organism in Eukaryota, Parabasalia, Trichomonadida, Trichomonadidae.
AUGUCGAAUUCAAUGUCUGUUUCUACCUUCGAUGCGCAUGAAUUAUCACCCGGAGACUCUUUUUUAAUUAAAAGCCCAUCGAAGGACGAUGAAAACAUUGUAAAAAGUGUAGUGUAUGCUGGUGAAAAUUUGAUUUUAUAUGAUAAAUUUUAUGAAAAAAUCCGUUUUGAUCUAGUUAAUGACGAUUCCAUAAUUACACUCUUAGAAUUAGCAUUUAACUAUAGUUAUUUAUCGUCAAAACAGCUCGAGUUUCCAAAUAUCGAACCAGAAAUAACCCAAAAAGACUACGAAACUAGAAUCCAUGCAUGGAAGUCUCGGAUUGAAACACUAAUCAAAAACAUACUUCUCCCGAGGAAGAUUGUCUCCAAAGUUUUCAUUCCUUUGCGUCCUUCUUUGAUUGAAGUUAAUACUCCAAUAUAUAGAAAAUUCGAUCCGGCAAAAAAUCCACUGCAACCUAAAAACUUCCUACGCAUGAUUUCGAAGUUUUUUUCAGAUCAGAGAGUAGAUAUUUCAGAAGUUUUGCCAGUUCAAAUUCCGAAGCGUGAUACAGUUAUGCUAUUACACCAUAUGACUGUAGACAGGCAAUGGCAGUCUCAAUCCAUUCCUCCGGAGCCAAAUUAUUUAUUAUAUGAAAAUUUCGAAGAUUAUGAACAUGCAUACUUAAAUUGGUAUGAAAUAACCCACGGUUCGGUUUCUAUUCAAGACGCACGCAAUUUUAAAAAUAAUAUUAAAGUUGAGUUCGCAAACCAUCAAACAAUCGGUAAAAUCGAGAAGGAAACGCAAGAAAAGUCUCAACCGGACUUAAUUUAUUCAUACGAUUGGGUAAAAGGCCUUAAAAAGCCAAAUGAUUCGAUAAAUUUAGAUUUGUUUUACGAACCGACGAACCCACCAGAAAAGGAAAAUAUACUCGCCGAAAACAUGGUGUUUGGCGUUGACAAAGAUGAAUUUUUAAAUCAAAUGAUUUAUUUUGGAGAAUAUCAGCCAAAAAUCAAAUCGAAUGGACCGCAACAUGCUUUCAAAGUACUUCAUUAUCCAAUCAAGAGCUACGUUCAAGAAGAAUUACAAAAUGUCAUAAAUACAAAUCCAUUUAAAAUUUUCAACUAUUGUAUUGAUGAGAAACAGCUCUCUUCAUUACUAGAAGCAACCACAAAUAAUACAAGUCCGAUUGUCAAGCUUAUAAAUUCAUUUAAUCAUAUAGAAUUAAAUCAAUAUUUGGAUAUCGCGGAUAACUCAUCAUGCCAUGCAUAUAGAAUAUCGUACUUCUUCAAACUGAUGAUGAAAUAUCCAAAGAUCAGGCUCUUUAUGCUUAAUAUCUUCAAAAAUCCAGAUAAUAUCGAUUUUUUAUACAGAUUUGUCAGAAUCUUCUUGGUUUUAUGCCACGAGAACAUAAGAUUACAUAAAAGACCAGAAAACUGCUCCCAUUUCUCGAUUUCCGUUGAACAAGUUCAUUUAUUAUCAAUUCUCAUCAAUCUUCAACUUUCUCCUCCAUUUACAGAGUUCGAUUGUGAGCUCCAUCGUCUCUGCAGAGUUGAGCUUGCAAAUAUCGCCAGUUUCUUACAAAAUCCGAUUAUUUGUGUUGGAUUAAUGAAAUCCCUUAAGAACGACGUCUAUUCACCAACAUCAUUCGACAUCUGUACACUUUCCUCGAUUCCUUCCGACCAAAUCCUUAAUCUCCUCCUUAAAGAUCAAAUUUUGGAAACUGUCAUCGAAGCUUCCGAAUACAAGAUCGGUAGAUACUUCCUGAACUCGAUUAUGUGCAUGCAUUCAGGCUGGUUCGCCCACAAUUUCAUUCUCCAGAGCCGAAAUUUCAAACAAAAUGUUAUUUUCAAAAUUUCGGCCACCGCUUCGCAGUUCAUCUCCAUUAUAUUAAACCAGUACGGCCGCUACGUCUGCCAAGGCAAUUGUCCACCGCAAUUAGAUCAUAUAAACGAUAUCUUACAAGUCAUCCUUCACGGCUAUUCCAAGCGGUUCCUUCCCAUCAUAAACUCCAUAAUCCGUCUAAUGAACCAGAUAAAACUCACCGACUCCGACUCAUAUUACGAAGGAUUGGCAGGAUCGUUCCUAGGACAAAUAUGCGUGCAAGCCUUAUGUGGCAGCAACAUCAACGUUGAGGAAUGCUUCGAAAUUCUCAUGCAAUGCACGAAUUUUCCAAAUUUCUCAUCUCAAAUUUUGUUCAACGGCGAAUUUGUCCAUUUAUUACUCGAUAACUUGAUCACAGGAACGAGGAAGUCCAUGGAUGCAGCUUGGAAAAUCUUCAACGCGGCCGAGAAAAAUAAAAAUGCGGUCAUCAGCACUUUUUCUCUACCGGACUGUCAGAUAAAGUUCCAGAAGAUGGCGGAGACACAAAAUCCUUUUGUCUUCAGAAAAUUCUGCAAAUUUAUUAUGACAUUGACAAGAAUUGGAGGAUUUGGCCUCCUGGACAAUUUCCUACCACUAAUUGCUCCUAAAAUGGGAAGUUUCGCGUGCACGAUCAAAAAUUCUUAUUUGAUUUUCGGAAAUUCCAAGGCAGUUCGGGUCAUGCAGCAAAUGCUGACUAAACUGUUCUCUUCUGAGAUCAAAUCGGACUUCAGAUCAAAUCUGAAACAUCAUCUUGAGUCACUUAAGUUCGAAAUGAACAAAUACAAGAAACUCUAG